This is a messenger RNA of Rosa chinensis, 1266 nucleotides long. RefSeq names its product 30S ribosomal protein S9, chloroplastic. The transcript is spliced from 4 exons. NCBI's taxonomy places the organism in Eukaryota, Viridiplantae, Streptophyta, Magnoliopsida, Rosales, Rosaceae. Bases 376 to 1005 code for a protein of 209 amino acids. Gene Ontology annotation, cellular component: mitochondrial small ribosomal subunit; ribosome; plastid small ribosomal subunit. Gene Ontology annotation, molecular function: RNA binding; structural constituent of ribosome. The record is from RefSeq and is a predicted model, not a curated record. Gene Ontology annotation, biological process: translation.
UCCAGAUGGCAACGCUCCCUCAAUCCACUUCGUGGCCUCUCGCUGCUCACUCUCCCCCUCCCUCCCUAGUUCCAAAAUACUCUUAUCAAUCAAUCGUCAAUCUUUUAGGCGACUCAGUGAGACUCCAUUUGGUUGCGGCGGCAUCAGCUCAACUUAAGCUCUUAAACCACAUAGCGAGAUGCAUCUGCAGAAAAUGCAAGCCUUUGCUACUACACAUGCAAUCUACUUCAAGGUUCAUUGUGACAAUACCUCUAGGGGGAAAGGACAUUGAGAUUAGGUCGGCUUUCAUUAUCUCUAAAGAGAUAUAAAGGCAAGUCUUUCUCAGCUGGGAGAUUGCAGAACCAAUUCUGUAGAGCAGUUUAGAGAUAGGGCAAAAUGACGGCUUCAAUACUAGCUCUCACAUCCUCCCUUUCUUCGCUCUCAUUUUCGUCCCAUGUAGCUCAGAAACCUACCACUGUUUCAUUUCCCUGUUCCAGAUCAGCCUCCAUUGCAAACAUAUGUGGAACCUCUAGCCGUACCCCUCGGCUUGUUGUCUCUGCCACUGUAGCUUCUCCGGAGUUGGAAACUGUGAACCUCAAGAAAUAUGUGAAAUCGAGGCUUCCUGGUGGGUUUGCAGCUCAGACAAUCAUUGGUACUGGUCGGCGAAAAUGUGCAAUUGCUCGUGUUGUACUCCAAGAGGGCACUGGCAAAGUUGUAAUCAACUAUCGUGAUGCCAAGGAAUAUCUUCAAGGCAAUCCAUUAUGGUUACAAUAUGUCAAAGUUCCAUUGGUUACUUUGGGAUAUGAAAGUAACUAUGAUGUGUUUGUCAAGGCUCAUGGUGGUGGCCUUUCUGGUCAGGCUCAAGCUAUAUCACUUGGCAUUGCUCGAGCAUUGCUUAAGGUAAGUGAGGACCACAGAAGACCUCUGAGAAAGGAAGGUCUACUAACCAGGGACUCCAGAGUUGUUGAGAGGAAGAAACCUGGUUUGAAGAAAGCUCGCAAAGCCCCCCAGUUCUCAAAACGUUGAUUUGGUGGUUUAUUUAGUUUCCUUCCUUAUUAUUUGUUAUAGCUCGUUUCAUCAAAGAUCUUUACUUUCAUUGUAAAUUCAGUUGAGAUUCAUAUGUUAUGGUUGCUGAAGAUUUAGAUUGAUUUAGGCUCCGUAUUCAGGUCCAAACUCUUUUGAAAAAACUUUUGGUUUAGGCUCCUGACGUUUUAUGUACAACCCAAACAUAUGAUGGUUUUAUCAAGUAAAUGUGAAAUUGUUAUGCUGUCUUUGUUAAGUAUUAAA